AUCUCAAGCACCACUAGUGUGUGGUCGAUGGUGUUUCCAGGCAUGCUUACUUUGACUGACUGUUUUGCUGAUCGUAUGUUGAUACAACUGUCUGCUCUUCUCCUAUAGCAAUUCCACCACACCAGUGUGUUGACAGUAAUUAAUUACCGUCAAUGUGCUGUAGUUGACAAAUUUAACUGUGUGCGUGUACAUACAUACAUGUAAUUUAUUUCUUUAAUUAAACGUAAGUGUGUGGGGGAUUCAACGUCUCCAUAACUGCCAGAGUCACAGAGCGAGCCGCUGUUUGCCUUGCUCAUAGUGAGCGUCGCCAUGGAAACCGCACUGGCAGUGCAGUGUGAAGUGGAAGAAGAGCUUGUGGUCCUCCAGAGAAAGAGAGAGAGAGAGUGACGACAGGGAGAGGGAAAGAGCGAGUGACAUUAAGCUUCAAAGGAAGAGAUAACGAGAGAGCUCACACUGACGGAGAAGGCACCCGUGAGCAGGGAAGAGAGAUAGAGGGCGAGAGACAUUCAAUGACAGGACAGAAACAGGGAGAAGGAGAGACACAGACGACUGAAGAGGAAUUCUGAGAGGAAACGGUGGAAUUACGAUUCUCUGACAGACCAGCGUUUCCCUCCGUGGAUCGUACCAUUCUUCUACCCUCUCUGAACAGAGAUUUACUGUUCUCAGUGUCUUUCUAAACCAACUGGACAACAGUUUGUACUUUGUUACUUUGUAUAAGCUCAGUGAUACAAUGUGUUUUUUAAUGUUCGAGUUUUAGAGUUGCCCUGUUUGGGUUGAGCUGAAUUCCUCUACGAGAUCCGUCUGUCCUGCCGUUGCUCUGCGUCAGGAUCCCUGUGUUGUGACAGGAGGACUGACGUUGUGAAUUCACAGUAACUCGAAGACGUCAUAUCUGUAUUUGCAUUCCAGUUCUGCUUUCCCCGGAGGACGGAUCCUCGCCUGUGUGAGUGGGUGAGAGACAGAAAUAGAAAGAGUGUGUGUGUGUGUGUGUGUGUGUGUGUGUGUGUGUGUGGUCAAAAGCGUAAACCUGUAGCUUCCAGUGCAGGCGUGUAGCCCACAUCACAGUAGAAAUAUGGGAUCGGAGAAGGACUUGGAGUCGCCCCACGCCUCUGUGAGCGCCACCCCGAACCCAAAGUGCCGUGCGUCGGGCAAGCGCCCGGGACGCAUCUCCUUCCACAGCCUCUUCCACGGCAAGCGCAGCUCCAGACGCACCAAGUCCGGGGCGCCCAGCCCCAGCAUCGUCCAGCAGCUCCACCACCACCACCAACAGCUGCAGCAGCUCCUCCCGACCAUCCCCAACAUGCCCUCCGCCCUCCAACACCACCCUGCCCCCGCCGUGGUGCCGGCGCCGGCCCCGGCCGCCUCCGCCAACGCCUCCGCCAACACCGCCACUGGCGCCGCCGCCGCCUUCGUCGUGACCUCCCCCUACAAACCGCUCGCCUCCUACGCCACCACGGCCGACCCCAGCAGCCCCGCCCCGUCCCAGGCCCUCUCCUCCAGCCGGGCCUCCCUGGCGGAGGCGGGCGGGGGCCCCGGGGACGCCGGGGAAGCCGGGGAGGCCGGGGAGGCGGAGCAGCUGGAGUGCCCCCUGUGCCUGGUGCGGCAGCCCGCCCGGCAGCUGCCCGCGCUGCACGGCUGCGGCCACCGCUCCUGCCUGGGCUGCCUGCGGCAGUACCUGCGCAUCGAGAUCACGGAGAGCCGCGUGCAGCUCAGCUGCCCCGAGUGCGCCGAGCGGCUGGUGCCGCGGCAGGUGGCCGACAUCCUGCAGGACGCCGCGCUGCUGGAGAAGUACGAGGAGUUCCUGCUCCGCCGCUGCCUCGCCGCCGACCCCGACUGCCGCUGGUGCCCGGCGCCCGACUGCGGCUUUGCGGUGAUCGCGUCGGGCUGUGCCAGCUGUCCCAGGCUGGUGUGCCGCAGGGAGGGCUGUGGAGCCGAGUUCUGCUACCACUGUAAGCAGGCCUGGCACCCCAACCAGACCUGUGACUCCGCCCGCCAGCAGAGGGCGCAGUCCCUGCACACGCACAGCAACCACUCCCCCAGCUACACGCAGGAGCAGGGACCCGCUGAUGACAUCAAGCCCUGCCCGCGCUGCGGUGCGUACAUCAUCAAGAUGAACGACGGCAGCUGUAAUCACAUGACCUGUGCCGUCUGCGGCUCCGAGUUCUGCUGGCUCUGCAUGAAGGAGAUCUCCGACCUGCACUACCUCAGUCCGUCCGGCUGCACCUUCUGGGGGAAGAAGCCGUGGAGCAGGAAGAAGAAGAUCCUGUGGCAGCUGGGAACGCUGAUCGGCGCUCCCAUCGGCAUCACGCUGAUCGCCGGCAUCGCCGUGCCCGCCAUGGUCAUCGGCAUCCCCGUCUACGUGGGCCGCAAGAUCCACGCCCACUACGAGCUGAGGAAGGCGUCUCGCCACAGACGCAACUUGGCCAUCACAGGGGGCGUGGCCCUGUCAAUCAUCAGCGCUCCUGUCGUGGCAGCCGUCAGCGUCGGCAUCGGAGUGCCCAUCAUGCUGGCCUACGUCUACGGAGUGGUGCCCAUCUCGCUGUGUCGCGGCGGCGGUUGUGGCGUCAGCCGAGAGAAGGGCCGUGGCGUUCGGAUCGACUUCGAUGAGGACGACGGACCAAUCACAGUGGCUGACGCCUGGCGUGCCCUCAAGUCCCCCAGCCUCGGGGAGAGCAGCCUGGAGGGCGCCGCCAGCGGCCUCAGCACCACCUCCCCCAGCGAGGGGCUGUCUGUGGCCCCGGGAACCCUGGGGGACGCCCCGCACUUCAACACCCUGGCAGGGGGCUCUCUGGGGACCCGCACCGGCAAGUACAGCAGGCUGGAGGUGCAGGUGGGGGAGCUGGCUAAGGAGAGCACCCAGAGGGACACGGGAAGCCUGGGGGCCGGCAGUGACUGUGCGAGCACCAGGGGCAUGGCCGGCUCCAUCGUCUCCGCCUACACCUUACCUGACAGGGAAUGCACCAACCUGGAGAUCCAGGUGGACAUCGAGACCAAACCCAGCCAUCUCUGCCUGACCAGUGAGGAGGACCUGACCCAACCCGCUGGCUCCGCUGCCAUGGCAACGUGCUCAGGAGGGGAGGAGCCUCAGGACUGCAGCUCCAGAAGGGGCGGGGCCCUGUCCGACUCUGCUCUCAGGCUGUCCCCCUCGGGGGCGUCGCUCAGGGAGGGGUCCCAGGAUGUCUCGUUUGGGGAGGGGCCCCAGGACGUCCUGCCGAUGGAGGGGCCCCUUGACUUCUCCCUGGGGGAGGGGCCUCAGGACAUCGUGCUGGGGGAGGGGCCCCGAGACCUCGCACUGGGGGAAGAGCCCCGGGACGUCCCGGCAGGGGAGGGGCCCCAGGACGUCUCACAGGGGGAGGGCCCCCAGGAGCUCUCAGUGGGGGAGGGGCCCCGAGACGUUACCCUGGCGCAGCCCGAGAGCUUCCGCAGCGACCUUGAGCUGUCCGACACGCAGUCGGACGACAUCGCCGAGUUGACGUCGGACGACUGCGACUCCCCGCACCCCAAGAGCUGCCGCCCUGCCUCGUCCGCCUCCCAGACCCAGGCCCUCUGCCUGGCGCUGAACCCCUCCACCGAAGGCCUUCACUGUCCCGCCGGCAGUACCGUCGUCCUCUACGUCUGAGGGACUCACCCCUGUGUCAGGACGGCACAAAAACUCCAAACUCAACGGACCUAACUAACAAAGCCGCCGCCGCCGCCGCCGCCACUGAAGACGUGGUCCCAUAGCUUCCUCCCUUAGCUGUUAUUGUCGGUUCCCCCGCUGCACUGUCCGAAGCCACAGAGGCUGCUCCGUACACGGCCGCCCGCCUUUGGUUCUGUGUUCCGGUUCUUCUGUCUUACGUGUGCACCUGUCUGUCAGUUGACCUCCGCAGCGAGUACGUUGUCAGGGAACUACCUCUGAGAUUUAUAAGAUGACCUUUUAUGUUUACUACUUGGUGCAAAAUGCCUUGGCUUCUUAAGCAAAAAAAGAAGAAAACAACACAAAGGAGGAAACAAGGUGUUGCUAAGCACAGUAGUGAGUGAAGGACGUGGGAGAGUUAGUGUUGUUUCUGACAGGAUGAAUGAAUGUGGGGCUUGUGUGUCCGACUAGUUCUUUAUUUUAUAUUUUUGUAUAUUUUUUCCCCCUAUUUAUAUGAAUAGAAUGAUUGACGGCUGGUGUUUUUUCCUGUGUGCAUCAGUCUGCAUGGUGUCUCGUGUGUGAGGUGUAGGACCACAGUGAACACCCCCCCCUGUCCCCAUCUAUCUGCUUCAAAGGUUGAAAAAAGAGAGAAUGAAAGAUGAAAGCAGAAUAAACACAGUCAAUAUUUUUUUGAGCACUUUCCGGCGCAGGGUGACGGGCGACCCGAUCAAUGGUUUAAACGAAAUACAACUGUGAGAAAACGGAAGAAGUGGCAAUUUUGUUCUGGUGUACUCCGACAUAGUAAUUUUUCUACAGUAAAUCACCCUGAGAAAAAACCUGGAAUUUAAGUACACUAAUCCAUUCCUCUCUCAUUCUCGCUGAAAAAGUGUGUGGUGAAAUAGGUUGGGGUGGUUACAGGAGAGCCAUGCGUCAGGUGUGAUUUCCCUGCGGUGGUCCAACGCCAAACCAGUGGUUGAUCAACAAGGCCCCAUGAGAUGAUGAUGUUAUCAUGAGCUGCUGACACAUAAAGCCGCACAUGGUGAAUAACUGACUUCAGGCCUUACAGACGUUAGGGGGCUGAUCCCCCUCUCACUGACCAACACACACACACACACACGCACGCACACACACACACACACACACACACACACACACACACACACACACACACACACACACACACACACACACACACACACACACACACACACACACACACACACACACACACACACACACACACACACACACACACACACACACACACACACCCCAACCUGCCGUCCGACCCACUUGAAUGUUGUUUGUAGACAUUGUGUGUGUGUGUUUCCCCACUGUCAUUUAUUUUUAAAUGAGCACUUGUGCACUUUAUCAAUUGUCAAUGUUAUGACCCACUGUCCACUGUCUUUGCGCUAAGCAAGUUUACUUGGAUUCCAAUCAAAUGUCUGUGAUAGGAGAAGAAAAGAUUAAAGGGUCCUUUUACAAAACAAUACCACAAAGCCUCUUAUGUUGGGUGUAAACGUUUUUUUCCAAAAACAAUAUCUUGUCCUUUUAAAUAUUUAAAUAAAUGUAAAAUAUAACACAUGAUGUUUAUCAUGACCAAUUUCAAUUUUGUGUCAGAUCACGAAACCAUCUUUCCAUCGCAGAAGGCAACUUCUUUGUCUGAAUACGCUUUCAAAAAAUGUAUAACUCAUUUUGGAAUUAAACUUUUCAAAUACUAACGCCGAUUUAUUUCCUAAUCAACCUUCAUUUUGGUUUAUGGAGUUUAUUUGAUCCAUAAAGGUCUGCGGGAAUAUCUUUAGCGUUGCAGAAUUAUCUACCCAUACUGGGCAUUGCUUGGCUUUAUCUGUUUUUAUGAUACCUGUUACUGCUUGUUUUGACCUGGCCCUAGAAAGAAAACCCUACAAAUCUUCCACAGAUUAAAAUUCAAUUUCCUGAAAGAGAUCUGAUUUGUCGCCAAGAGACAUUAAAACAGAGUUGUACUUGUUUGAAGUUUACAGUCUAGAUAGAUAGCAGUAUGUAAGUGUUAUCAAGGGAGACGUUUUUAAGGACACUAAGGACUGUGAAAGAAAUUGUGGACUUUUGGAAAAUUCAAUAAAAUACUUUUGUUGUAACAAA
Gadus macrocephalus (Pacific cod) is the source of this 5731-nucleotide messenger RNA. RefSeq names its product ring finger protein 19B (gene rnf19b). Gene Ontology annotation, biological process: positive regulation of proteasomal ubiquitin-dependent protein catabolic process; protein polyubiquitination; ubiquitin-dependent protein catabolic process. The record is from RefSeq and is a predicted model, not a curated record. Gene Ontology annotation, molecular function: ubiquitin conjugating enzyme binding; ubiquitin protein ligase activity; zinc ion binding. Bases 1070 to 3616 code for a protein of 848 amino acids. Gene Ontology annotation, cellular component: ubiquitin ligase complex; cytoplasm. NCBI's taxonomy places the organism in Eukaryota, Metazoa, Chordata, Actinopteri, Gadiformes, Gadidae. The transcript is spliced from 10 exons.